UUGAGCCUACAGAGAGGAGGGACACAACUCAAAGGCAGAGCAUCAAACGAUGUAAUGUUGGCCAUUUGACGUGUACUGUUCACGAGGAUUUAAUGGUAUUUGGGAUGUGUUAAAUGGUGUAACAUGGCGCCGAAAAUACGCAAAGUCAGCAGAGGCACACCAGAAGACCGGACGAUGAAAGGGUAUGGCAACACUAUAAAUACCGGGAGGACAUCAAACAUGUUCGAUGAGAAGCUUACAACUUCUGAAACAAAGAUUGGAGAUACGCGUCUUUUCAGAACCAGACCGGAAACGGCUUGGCAAUGUGAUGGAGACUCAAAUCAGGUAUGCCUAAACGGAAAAAGGAAGAAGCAAGAAGACAUCACAAAAUUGUUUUGUGUGAAAGACGAGAGGUCUGACAUGAGUAAUGGCAUUAACCUGACUGAGGACAUGCAAUGCGGUUUUGAGAACAAAACACACACGGAAGCAAGGCAGGACCCGGAUCUUGGAUAUUUGUCAUUGAGUGCUAGUCAUAAAAAAAGACUUGUCAAGAUGGAAGACAUCCGUUGGACACUACCUCGUGUCUCGCCUGCAGUGCAAUUUCGCGAUGUAUGGGUCCAGUUGAAGAUAUUUCAAAAUGAAAAACAAGUUGGAAAGGUUGUAACAGCAAAGCAGAGAACAGAUGUAGUAAAUUGUAUAAAGUUUAGAGGUCAACUCAAGACAAAGAUUGAAAGAGAUUGUCCAAAAACCACUGUAUCGCUGUGUGUCUGGACUACCAAAACAUCCAAGAAAUUUUUUAGAAAGCCUGAUAAGUCACUCGGUCGAGUAGACAUAAAACUAGACUCAUUUGACGAAAAGCUGCAAACUAAAAAUAUCUACCUACAUCCAUGUGAGGGAGGUGAAUGGAAGCAGAGUCCUUCAAGUCCAAAACCAGCAACCGUAGUCACAGUUAAGUCAUGUUUCCCCUUUGACAGCCAAUCUGAAGUAAAUGACACUUCGUUGUCUACUCGAGUUAAAUCGCCUAAUGUCCCAAAGACUACAACAUCAAGGGAACAAAACGUUAUCAGCUCUGCCGUGCCUAACUUGAUCGACAUUGGUAAAGCAGGCAAUUCUUCAAAAAGGUCGACAAAUAACCACAGCACAACGCAUUGUUCCACUGGUGAGUUUUUUCAUACGGCUUUAUCAUCCGGAAAGCCUUAUGUUAGGAAAAGCGUCGACAACAUAAAUACCUGCAAUACAAAAGGAAAAGCACCAGAAGUUAAGACCAAUUAUCGAAGCACCAAAGAAGGAUUCACCGAAAACAGAACUCGACAUCUGAAUAUUAAAAAUAUUUCUGAAAAAAGCAAGUAUGGCAUAUGUAAAGAUAUAUAUGCUGAGGACAAGCAGCAAAAGCAAGAUAAACCUCCAAAAUAUACUGCGAGAGAAAAUGGAAGCACAGCAACAGCCGCUGAAGAUGAACCACAUCGUCAUUUAAUAAAAGAAACAGUUACAACUACAAAAGAGACGCAGAGCGGAAAGAUUCAUGAGAACGACCACAGAAACAGUCGAAUACAUGAUAUAAACAAAGAAGGUCCUUCUCUUCAACACCAGCAAAUGGAACAAAAACUGAUAAAGCAGUCGAUUAAUGAAGCAAUACUUUAUAAUCAUCCACAAACAGCUAGAAUCUCCAGAACAUCGGAGGUUGGUAACAAAACAUCGGAAGAAGCCGAUUCAAGAAAAAUGAAGUGGCAAACAAGUAUAAAUUCGACACAAAAUACAGCGAAAGAGUCCGGCGACCAUGAGAAAAAGAGUGGUAACCUCUGUACUAACACCGAUAUUGAGCUCCACGAGAUCAAGACACAAGAAACUCAGAGCGGAAACAAUGAUCGGAAUGAACAAAGAACGGAACCAAAAGCAUUCAGAGAGCAAACGAUUGAUGUAGAAAAACUUUGCAUGCAACCACAAACAACGAGCAACUCGAAAGCAUCGAAGUUAGAAGAGGUCGAAUCCGAGAAAAGUAACUUACAAACAAGCACAUACUCUACAAAAAACACAGAGCACGAAUCCAGCUUCCAAAACAAGAACAGUGGUAACACAGCUGGCAAUAGAGAAAAAGACCUCACCAUGGGCAAGUCAACAGAAGCCGAAUCCCGGAACAUUAACAUGCAGACAAGUAGGUAUUCGUCACGAAAUACAGAUAAAAAGCCUGGUAACACAGCUGGUAGUGAAAAUGAGCUCAGCAUGACCAAGACAAAAGAGACGCAGGGCGGAAAGAUUGAUGGACAAGGCCACGGAAACAAACGAAAACAUCACGAUGAACAUAAUGAAGGAGUUCCUUUUCAACACCAGCAUACGGGACCAAAAGCAUCAGAAGUAGCCGAAUCCUUGAACAUAUACUCGCCCAAAAGAACAUCUUUGAGUCAAAACAAAGAGGAACGAUCUGGCGACAAAAGCAGAAUUCACAGAACGGGUAUUGCAAACCUCGGAAACACUUGUUAUGCGAACAGUGUCCUCCAGGUCCUCGGAAAAACGCCUCAGCUAAGUAAAUGUUUAGGAGGAAACCCCACAAGGAGUGCAUCCCUUUUAAAAGCAAUUGUGGACGAACUGAAUACAGACGACGGUCAAGUCAACAGUCAAAACGUCCGUUGUUUGCUCCGUUAUGUUUUCAAUAGGGACGACUCAUUCGUUUUGGGACACCAGAAUGACAGUCAUGCAUUUCUUCUUUCCCUACUUGACUGUGUAAACAACGAUUCAGUUGUAGAUACAUGCCGACUGUUUAGUGGCAAGAUGACGAGUCGUUUCACGUACAACACGUGCAAACACGUGGAGUAUUCAGGCGAACAACUCUUUUACAGUCUACUGAUGCCAAUUAAUAACACACAUACGUUGGAUGAUUGCAUUAAUGCAUACUGCGAGGAGGAACAUUUCCCUGACAACCUCCUUUGUUGUCGAGAGUGCCAUGAAACUAAAGCUGACACAGUUACAUCCAAGAAGUUUGUUUUCACAAAACUUCCCGAAGUAUUAGUCCUACAAAUGGGCCGAUUUGAAGAGCACAUGGAAUCCCAUGGGACGAUUAUACGGAAAAAAACCACAAGGAUCAGUUUUGAAGAAAAGAUUCAUUUUGACCUAGAGAAAAUAGAGGAAUCUGGGAAAAAUACAAAGUCCACUUCAAACAAGACAAGAUACUCCUAUGAGUUGUAUGGUGUUGUCAACCAUUACGGAAGUAUGGCAGGUGGUCAUUACACAGCAACUGUCAAAAUGGAACGAACUGACCGCUGGUACUUCUGUAGUGACACUUGCGUUAGAUCGGGCUCUAGCCCAGCUAAAAAAAUGGAUGGGGGAGCAUACCUGCUCUUCUAUCAUUUACAUCAUGUACUGUAGAGAAUAAUGAUAGUGAUGUUUAGAAAGUUUAUUGAUAUAAGUUCUUAGAUUCUACUUGUUUAACGGAGCUAGAUAUAUUCAAUUAUAAUCAAGUUCAAGUUCUUUAUUAAAACAUUCUACUCUUCGUCUAUUUACUUUAAUGCUUGAUAUAUAAAGGAAAGCAUUUGGAAAACGAAAUUUUAUUUAUGUAUUGAUUUACAUACUCACCUUUUACAUUUUACCAGUCACAAGAGAAGGUUUGGUUACAUAAAUCAAAUAAACAGAAUAAUGAUUAGUUCUUUUAAACAAUAUACGAAACGGAAGAACUGAAAUAUAAGCUUUCUGCGUCGAAAAGCCAAUGACGUCAUUAAAUAGCAAUGAUUGAUGACGUCACAACAAAGCUUCGUAAAAUAGUACGUCACAGCACGUCACAACUAUCUCUCUCCACUCCCCACUUUAACAUUCCAAACAGAUAUUCAGACCCCUAUCAAAGUCACCAACAAAAUUAAUAAAUCUCAAACACUAAUUUUGUCGUACUCUAUAUUGCAAGAUAUUCCAAUUUGUUGGUACUUAAUGGUUGAUAGGAUAUUAGUUUGCUUUCCCAUAACACUGUUCUUUCUUUGAAGGUCACGUUUUAUGUAUAGAAUUGUAUUGCAACUAUGUCACAUCUUUAUUAUAUUACUGUAGUGUAACAGGGUCAUGUCUUUAUAUAUAGUUCUGUAGUGUAACUGGGUCGUGUCUUUAUAAAUAGUACUAUGGUGUAACUGGGUCAUGUCUUUAUAUAUAUUACUGUAGUGUUACUUGGUAACAUCUUUAUAUAUAUUACUGUAGUGUAACUUCGUCACAUCUUUAUAUAUCUUACUGCAGUCUAACUGGGUCGUUUAAUUACAAAUCUUUAUAUAAAUUGCUGUUGUGUAACUGGGUCAUGUUUUUAUGUAUAGUACUGUAUUGUAACUGGGUCAUAUUUAUAUAUAAAUAACUGUAGUGUAACUGGGUCAUGUCUUUAUAUAUAUAACUGUAGUGUAACUGGGUCACAUAUUUAUACAUAUAACUGUAGUGUAACUGGGUCACAUCUUUAUGUAUAGUACUGUAGUGUGACUUGGUCACAUUUUUAUAUAAAUAACUGUAGUGUAACUGGGUCACAUCUUUAUAUAUAUUACUGUAGUGUAACUGGGUCACAUCUUUAUGUAUAUAUCUGUAGUGUAACUGGGUCAUGUCUUUAUGUAUAGUACUGUAGUGUAACCUGAUCACAUCUUUAUAUAUAUUACUGCCGUCAGGUCUAUCAAGCAACACUAAUUAUGUAUAAGCGGUAACAAAUAGGCAAUGUAUUAUAAUAUUUAGCUGAUUCAUCAGACAGAGAAGUUCGGAAUCAUUUCGCCAUACCAUUUUGUAUAUAGCAGGUAGAAUUAGAAAGGACUAGAUAAAGUAAUUAGUGAGUAUCAAAAGUGAUGUCUCCAACGCCCAUAUUAAUAGGGAAAUACGUGAUAAGGUUAUGACAUUAAAAAAUACACCGGAUAUGUAAUUAUCAAAGGUUCUGGUAUAUUAACGCAUGAGAGAUUCAGGGAAAUCAUUUGUAUUAAUUUGUAAAUGGGUUGUGUGACUUGGAUGCAUGUAUGAAUUAGCGAACGAAAAUGUAAAGCACAUGUGUAUGUUUACACAUAUGUAUUUAAUAGGUUGGUUAGCAAUGUUUGUAUAUUUAUGAAUUGGCCUAUGAAAAUGCACACAUUAGACAGCAUUGAUGACAAGGACAACGGCGAUGCUGCUGCUGCUGCUGCUGCUGAUGAUGAUGAUAU
Mizuhopecten yessoensis (Yesso scallop) is the source of this 5111-nucleotide messenger RNA. Its product is annotated as ubiquitin carboxyl-terminal hydrolase 8-like. Gene Ontology annotation, biological process: protein deubiquitination. Gene Ontology annotation, cellular component: nucleus; cytosol. The record is from RefSeq and is a predicted model, not a curated record. The coding region runs from base 124 to 3339 and encodes 1071 amino acids. Lineage: Eukaryota; Metazoa; Mollusca; Bivalvia; Pectinida; Pectinidae. Gene Ontology annotation, molecular function: cysteine-type deubiquitinase activity; cysteine-type endopeptidase activity. The transcript is spliced from 34 exons.